Molecule: messenger RNA, 1110 nt
Organism: Brachypodium distachyon (stiff brome)
Lineage: Eukaryota; Viridiplantae; Streptophyta; Magnoliopsida; Poales; Poaceae
Product: protein LIFEGUARD 2
Exons: 3
Coding region: 146-898 (250 amino acids)
Cellular component (GO): membrane
Source: RefSeq, a predicted model, not a curated record
GGCUCUCGCCGCCGUGUCCUCUAAAAGACCUGCCAUCUAUGGCUGACGGGACCUAUUCACCAUUAGCCAGGGACGCGACAACGUUGUCCUUCUCCAGCUGGGAAGGGAGGCCAAGACCCAAGAGGAGCGGCAGCCGGCCAUCUCCAUGGGCAAGAAGGACAAGUACGGGCACGGGCACGACCUGGAGGCGUGCCACUCGCCGGGGCAAGGCGGCGACGGCAUGUACCCGUACAUGAUCGAGAGCCCGGAGCUCCGGUGGGCCUUCAUCCGCAAGGUGUACGUGAUCGUGUCGCUGCAGAUGCUGGUGACGGUGGCCGUGGCCGCCGCCGUGAACCUCACCGACUCCAUCAGGGCCUUCUUCCUCUCCCGCACCCCCGCCGCCCUCGCCGCCUUCCUCGCCAUCAUCAUCUCCCCGCUCCUCGUGAUGCUGCCGAUGGUGUACUUCCGGAAGCGGCACCCGGUGAACCUGGUGUUCCUGGCGCUCUUCACCGUGUGCAUCAGCCUCUCCCUGGGGCUGGGCUGCCUCACCAAGAGAGGGCCCAUCAUCUUCGAGGCGGCCGCCAUGACGCUCGUCGUCGUCGCCGGCCUCACCGCCUACACCUUCUGGGCCGCCAAGCGCGGCCACGACUUCGAGUUCCUCGGCCCGUUCCUCUUCGCCGCCUGCCUCAUCCUCGUGCUCUACGCCAUCGUCCUGAUGUUGUUCCCGAUGGGCAAGACGGCGGGCAUGGUGUACGGGUGCAUCGCGGCGCUCAUCUUCUCGGCCUUCCUCAUCUAUGACACCGACAACCUCAUCAAGCGCUACACCUACGACGAGUACGUGGCCGCCGCCAUCACGCUCUACCUCGACAUCAUCAACCUCUUCAGGGCUCUCCUCAUUGCGCUCGACGCUGCCGACUGACCUCUCAAUUCCUUUAGAAAUUAACAUGCCUGAUUGCUACACUCGCUCCUGAACCCUGCCUGCCUGCCGCGUUCGUGUAUUAGUGCAUACUGUACUAAACUAGAUUGAUCAUGUCUGUAGACUGCAGACCGCUGUAAUGUAAUGUUCUCUGAAAAAGGAUCCAUGUAAAUGUGAUUGGACAUUAACAGAGAAGGCCAGUCCAGUUCAUGAUA